Drosophila erecta is the source of this 375-nucleotide messenger RNA. RefSeq lists its product as uncharacterized. The record is from RefSeq and is a predicted model, not a curated record. NCBI's taxonomy places the organism in Eukaryota, Metazoa, Arthropoda, Insecta, Diptera, Drosophilidae.
AUGUAUGUAUCCCCGUGCAAAACAAAUCGAACUGAAAAUCGCUGAAAUUCGAAAAUUCGCUAUCUGAAAAAUCGAACUGAUAUAAAUGAAACUAUAAUAUUGCUGCCCACCAAUCAUCCGACAACCAGGAUUCAAACGGCCGCCGACAUGCGCUAUUUGCACGAUCUAAAUGUCCAGAUAUCCCAGAACCGUCGAUCCGUCUCCGUUUCCAAGCAACUGGACAGGGAUCUGUGCAACCAGCACUUCGACACCUUCGAAACGUUCUGGGGAAGACCAGGACAUGGAGCCCGUGGCGACAAUAUCAACAAACUGAAACUGGACAAUCUGCUCUACGGCGCCAGCGAAUCGACGUAAGGUCAAGGAUGCCUGAUACCU